This is a messenger RNA of Mixia osmundae IAM 14324, 1300 nucleotides long. RefSeq lists its product as uncharacterized. The coding region runs from base 193 to 1068 and encodes 291 amino acids. Lineage: Eukaryota; Fungi; Basidiomycota; Mixiomycetes; Mixiales; Mixiaceae. The record is from RefSeq and is a predicted model, not a curated record. Gene Ontology annotation, molecular function: cyclin-dependent protein serine/threonine kinase activity; ATP binding. Gene Ontology annotation, biological process: protein phosphorylation. Gene Ontology annotation, cellular component: cytoplasm; nucleus. The transcript has 5 exons.
GUGUGCGAGUGCAGGCAGUGCUCGACGAGUAUGUUUCUGAGGAGGGGAAUGCCAUCGUGGUCAUUGAAAGUCGAAAGGCCAGGUAGCAAAGGCCGUUCGUCGUCGUAGCCGUAGGCUUGCAAGCGCGACGCGUAGAAUCGUUGCUCGACUCGUCGACUCGCUAGCCGCUGCUGGCACGACGCUAGAUUGGUCAUGAACUAUGUCCAGCUCGAGAAGCUCGGCGAGGGUACCUAUGCGACCGUACACAAGGGCAAGAGCCGCACGACGAACGAGAUUGUCGCCUUGAAAGAGAUCCAUCUUGAUGCAGAGGACGGCACGCCUUCGACGGCCAUCCGAGAGAUCUCGCUCAUGAAGGAGCUCAAGCAUCCCAACAUCGUCCAGCUCUACGAUGUCUAUCACACAGAAUCAAAACUCAUGCUCGUCUUUGAGUUCAUGGACCUCGACCUCAAGAAGUACAUGGACUCCCAGGGCGACAGAGGCGCGCUCGAGCCAGGCGUCGUGCGCUCCUUCAUGUACCAGCUCCUGAAAGGCACAGCCUUCUGUCACGAAAACCGGGUGCUCCAUCGGGACCUCAAGCCACAGAACCUGCUCAUCAACAAGCGCGGCGAGCUCAAGUUGGCCGACUUUGGUCUCGCCAGAGCGUUCGGCAUUCCCGUCAACACCUUUUCCAACGAGGUCGUCACGCUCUGGUACCGCGCCCCGGAUGUGCUCAUGGGUAGCAGGACCUACUCGACCUCUAUUGAUGUCUGGAGCGCGGGCUGUAUCAUGGCCGAAAUGAUAUCUGGCGUGCCUCUCUUCAGAGGCCGUGACAACAACGAUCAGCUCAACCAGAUCCUGCGCAUCGUCGGCACGCCGGAUGAAGCGACACUGAUGCGCAUUGCUAACGAAUCUCCUGAGAUCCAGAUGCGUCCGUUCCCGAGAACGCCAAAGAUACCCUUUGCUCAGCUAUAUCCCAAGGCCCACCCUCUGGCGAUCGAUCUAUUAGAAAAGUUGCUCGUCUUUGACCCAUCGCGCAGGCUGUCGUGCGAAGAAGCGUUGCGCCAUCCGUACUUUCUGCCACCCAGCUAGCCGCUUGCGCGACCCAUCAGGGAAGGCACAGGUGGCCCAUUCGUUGUCAUUUGUACCUAUGCAAUUUCUACACGAGAGCUCGUCUAUGCCAGUCCUGCAUCCUUCAUGGCUUUGAGCAUGAUGCUUCCCAGCUUGGCAGGACUGUCCGAGACAAAGGCGCCUGCAGCCUCGAGCGCCUUUACUUUGUCGUCUGCACCGCCUUUGCCACCGCUGAUGAUCGCACCAGCAUGGC